Molecule: messenger RNA, 1763 nt
Organism: Trifolium pratense (red clover)
Lineage: Eukaryota; Viridiplantae; Streptophyta; Magnoliopsida; Fabales; Fabaceae
Exons: 3
Coding region: 158-1585 (475 amino acids)
Molecular function (GO): acetylglucosaminyltransferase activity
Source: RefSeq, a predicted model, not a curated record
AGGCAUGUUUUAUGUUUCUUAAGCCGUUAAUCACGGUGUAGUACUUUGUCUAGUUAUAUAGAAAACUCUACAUCAUUAGAAAACAUAACAAUAUUCAUCAUAUUAGUAACAUCUUCAUCAUAUUAGUAACAUAACAAAAUUUUCUUUGUGAAUUAACAUGCAGUUAUUUCAGAAACACACAAAAACACAAUUUUUGAUUAAUUUCAUAUUAGUAACAUCUUCAUUUUGUGGCUUUUAUGUCCUUGCAACAAUAUUAAUAUUAGGUACUUCAAAUUCAAAGCUAUUAUUACAUUUACAUAAUUUUUCAUCACAAGAUGUGUCUAUAAUUACAACCACAAACACAACUCUAGAUCAUAUUGUGUUUGGUAUUGCUUCAAGCAAAAGUUCAUGGACAAAGAGAAAAGAUUAUGUGAAACUAUGGUGGAAAACCAACAAUGCAAUGAAGGGUUGUGUGUUUCUGGAUAGUUUACCUCCAAAUGAAGAUGACCCUUCUUCUUUUCCGCCACUUUGUGUCUCGAAAGACACUUCGCGGUUUAAAUACACUUGUAAAGGUGGACUUCGAUCAGCUAUACGCGUGGCGCGUGUUGUUGCAGAGACGGUUGCCUUGAAUCAUUCGGAUGUGAAGUGGUAUGUAUUUGGAGACGAUGAUACGGUUUUUUUUCCGGAGAAUUUAGUGAAGACUCUUUCUAAAUAUGAUCAUGAGCUUUGGUAUUAUAUUGGUGCACACUCCGAGAUUUAUGAGCAAAAUCGGAUUUUUGGUUUCGGAAUGGCUUUUGGUGGUGCUGGUUUUGCUAUAAGUUCUUCUCUGGCUAAAGUUUUGGCUAAGGUUUUUGAUUCUUGUUUGGAAAGAUACCCUCAUCUCUAUGGAAGUGAUGGAAGGGUUUACUCUUGCUUAGCAGAACUUGGUGUUGGAUUGACACAUGAACCAGGUUUUCAUCAGGUUGAUUUGACUGGAAACACUUUUGGCCUGUUAGCAUCACAUCCAGUAACACCGUUAUUAUCACUACAUCAUCCAGAUUACACAGAACCAAUCUUUCCGAACAUGACAAGGACAAAAGCCCUCCAACAUUUAUUUCAAGCAGCAAAAGUUGAUUCUCAAAGAAUACUACAACAAACAAUUUGCUAUGACAAAAGGUUUUCAUGGACAAUUUCAGUUUCAUGGGGUUAUGCUGUUCAAGUUUUCCCAAAUCAUAUGUUUUUGCCUGAAGUUGUUAAUGUUCAAGAAACAUUCAAGCAAUGGAAAAAGGGAAAUAUGUUGGCAAAAGCAUAUACUUUUAAUACAAAACCACUUCAUUCUGAUCCUUGUAAAAGAUCUACUAUCUUUUAUUUUGAUAGUGUUUCUUCUGGUAAUGAUGGUUUCAUAAGUAGCUAUUAUAAGAGAUCUUUUCAAAAUUGCUCAAAGAAUUUGGUGUCUCCAAAGAAAGUUGAAGUUAUCAAAGUUGUCACUCAUAAGCUAAACCUUGGCAUCAAACAGUUGCAGGCUCCAAGAAGGCAAUGCUGUGAUGUAUUGCCUUCUAGUGCUGGUGACCAAAUGGAGAUUGCUGUUAGAGAAUGCAAAGAUGAAGAAUUGAUUUAUAUGCACUGAAGUGUUGCCUAUGAUGUGACCAAGUGUUGUUUCUUUUAAUCCAAUAUAUAAUCUAUCAAGUCUACAUUUAGGUUAUGAGAUUGUAAAUGACGAGAAAUUAUUAAAAAAAUAGAUUAGUUGGUGAUCCAUGAUUAAAAUUAAUAAAACUCCAAAUUUCCAAUAUGAUACUUUAUUCAUC